AUGGAGCCGCUGCCCGAGCUCUACGCCAUCUUCCAGGGAGAGGUUGCUACGGUGACGGAGUAUGGGGCAUUUAUAAAGAUUCCAGGCUGCAGGAAGCAAGGCCUUGUUCACAGGACUCAUAUGUCCUCCUGCCGCGUGGAUAAACCCUCAGAGAUAGUAGAUGUUGGAGACAAAGUAUGGGUGAAGCUUAUUGGAAAAGAGAUGAAAGAUGACAAACUGAAACUUUCCCUCUCCAUGAAGGUUGUUAACCAAGGCACGGGGAAAGACCUCGAUCCAAACAACGUUUCCCUUGAUCAGGAUGAGAGGAAAAAACGCAUGUUCAGAGACUAUACUAGUCAGAAGAUCACGCUCGAAGCUGUCUUGAACACUGUGUGCAAGAAAUGCGGUUGCAAAGGUCACUUUGCCAAGGAGUGUUUCGUGCAGCCUGGAGGUACCAAAUACAGCCUCAUUCCAGAAGAGGAGGAAGAGGAGGUGGCAGCAGCAGGAUUUGAAAGAGAGAAAAAGACCACCCUGGCUGACAAUCCUUCAAAAAAGAGGAAAAAG
Messenger RNA from Eurypyga helias (sunbittern), 543 nucleotides. RefSeq names its product zinc finger, CCHC domain containing 17 (gene ZCCHC17). The transcript is spliced from 6 exons. Gene Ontology annotation, molecular function: RNA binding; zinc ion binding. The record is from RefSeq and is a predicted model, not a curated record. Gene Ontology annotation, biological process: RNA stabilization. The annotation marks the transcript as partial. Lineage: Eukaryota; Metazoa; Chordata; Aves; Eurypygiformes; Eurypygidae.